Messenger RNA from Ylistrum balloti, 1657 nucleotides. RefSeq names its product cytochrome P450 4F6-like. The record is from RefSeq and is a predicted model, not a curated record. Bases 109 to 1611 code for a protein of 500 amino acids. Gene Ontology annotation, molecular function: iron ion binding; heme binding; oxidoreductase activity, acting on paired donors, with incorporation or reduction of molecular oxygen. Lineage: Eukaryota; Metazoa; Mollusca; Bivalvia; Pectinida; Pectinidae. The transcript is spliced from 13 exons.
GCAUGUAGCUUGACCUACAUUUCAACAAAGCUUCAUCAUUCUAAAGGGGAACUUCAAGGGGACACCAUUAUCUACAUCAUAAUACUACAUCGUACAUCGUUUCAGAUCAUGGCAAGCUGGGUUGAAAUCAUCGUCGCGGUAGUGGUCAGCUACGGACUAUGGUUUGUAGUUCCAUCUCUCUGGAGGUUUUACACGUUCUGUCAACUGAUCAAACCGUUUAAAUCCAAAAGAAAAUCGCACUGGCUUUUAGGACACCUCAUACACUUGAGCUUUACGGAAUCCGUUAUUACAUCAGUGGCAGACCUAAUGGAGAAUAACACAAAGAAGAUUAUGGUUGAAUGGAUGAGUGUUGUCCCUAACUUACAAGCAAUACAUCCAGACACCGCCGCUCUUAUAGUUAAGUCAUCAGAACCCAAACCAAAGGGAAGAGGCUCCCCAUACAGUCUAUUUACGGCAUUUCUUGGUGAUGGCUUGGUUACUAGUAAUGGAUCAAAGUGGGAACGGAACCGGAAGUUACUCACACCUGCUUUUCAUUUUGAUAUAUUGCGGCCUUAUGUUAAUAUAUAUAAUGAAGCUGCUGAUAUUUUGGUGGACAAAUUUGCUAAACAAAUGUCAGAAAGUCCCAACAGUGUUGAUAUCAUGGAUUCGUUAAAUUUGGUCACUUUAGAUAUCAUAUUGCGGUGUUCACUGUCUUAUGACGGAAAUAUUCAGAAACAGGAGAAGCAUCCUUACGUCGUGGCAGUACACCAGAUUUCCAGACUUACUAUGGAGCGAAUAAGUGUACCGUGGCAUUUCCUAUUUUGGAGUCUCUACAUGAUGUCUGCUAAUGGAAAAGAGUUCAUGAAACACGUCAAUUACACCUAUAGAUUUGCAGAAGAAAUAAUUGCGAAAAGAAAAAAGGAAAUAGCAGACGAUCCAUCGUUACUUCAGAAAAAACGGAAGUUGGACUUCCUGGAUAUCUUAUUAACAGCUAAAGAUGAAUCCGGAUCCGGACUUACGGACGAGGAAAUUCGUGACGAGGUCAAUACUUUCAUGUUUGGAGGACACGACACAACCAAGACGACUUUGGGAUGGGCCAUUUACAACUUAGGGAAGUACCCGGAGGAGCAAGAAAAACUUUACCAAGAACUGUGUGACGUCACAGGAGACCGAAAGUAUAUUGAAUGGGAAGAUCUUGGUAAGCUACAGAAGAUGUCGAUGGUUUUGAAGGAGACUUUAAGAUUAUAUCCACCGGGACCGUCAACUUCCCGAUGCUUAACGAAACCGCUCGAAAUAGAGGGAGUGACAUUGCCUGUUGGAACUUCGAUUAUGGUCAACUUUAUGUGUAUUCACCUUCGUCCUGAUAUCUUCCCAAAUCCUACAGAAUUUCGUCCAGAAAGGUUUCUUCCAGAAAAUACAGAAAAAAGACAUCCUUACGCCUUUCUUCCAUUCUCAGCUGGACCAAGAAAUUGCAUUGGUCAAAACUUCGCAAUGAACGAACAGAAAGUAUUGUUGGCUAGGAUACUUAAACGGUUCAAGAUUGUAUUGGAUGAAGGUCACGAGGUCAUUCCUGUCCCAUUCCUUUUUAUCCAACCCCAGAACGGCAUCAAAGUCCGUUUUGAAGAGAGAUGAGAGCCAAAUAUUUCUAUAUUUCUUUAUAAAUAAAAGGCUCCUUAUA